Molecule: messenger RNA, 516 nt
Organism: Olea europaea var. sylvestris
Lineage: Eukaryota; Viridiplantae; Streptophyta; Magnoliopsida; Lamiales; Oleaceae
Exons: 2
Coding region: 1-516 (171 amino acids)
Biological process (GO): DNA integration
Molecular function (GO): nucleic acid binding
Source: RefSeq, a predicted model, not a curated record
AUGCAAGAAUUGUGUGAUGAACUGGGGAUAAAAAAGGAUUUAUCAACGCCUCAUCAUCCGCAAGCAAAUGAACAAAUUGAGGCAGUAAACAAAACUAUCAAGCAUACCCUAAAAAGAAAGCUUGACACCUCAAAGGGGGCUUGGGUCGAUAAGCUUCCCCACGUCCUCUGGGCCAUCAGAACCAUAAGCCGAACUGCAACAAGAGAAACAUCAUUCUCAAUGACCUACGGAGCCGAGGCCAUGAGCCCGAUCGAGGUCGGGGUCCCAUCGCACCGUCGAAUACACUUCAACGAGAUCAGUAACGACGAAGCCCAAGUGAACGAACUACACCUCCUUGAAGAAAGGAGGGAUACCUCCCAGGAGAAUUUGGCAAAGUAUCAUAGGAAGAUCGACCCUCAAGUUCUCACGAAUCACGGUAAUCCUGCGGGACUGACAGAAGCACCCUCGUCGCUAAAUCCGAGGCGAAAGGCACUCCGGGGACCUCGGUCAGAGGAUCCGCCGCCAAUUUCAGAAUAA